Messenger RNA from Aureobasidium subglaciale EXF-2481, 2707 nucleotides. RefSeq lists its product as uncharacterized. The transcript has 2 exons. The record is from RefSeq and is a predicted model, not a curated record. NCBI's taxonomy places the organism in Eukaryota, Fungi, Ascomycota, Dothideomycetes, Dothideales, Saccotheciaceae. Bases 423 to 2405 code for a protein of 660 amino acids.
AGUCACCAAAAAGGCACAGGAUUGCUAUAGGCUGAUUGGCGUUCACAAUCUCACACCGAAAACUAGGCGGAAAUAUCUCUCCAAUUGAGGUGUCCUGCCAAUCACCAUCUGGAGUACAACCUACGGGUCGCACACGCGGGGCACUUACCGAAUACAGUUAAUGAUCUCGAUAGCUCAUCGAACCUUGCCCUCUCCGUAUUCUUAUACCCACGGACUCGCCGGGGAUCAGGUUCACUGCCUUUUUCCCUUUCGAGUCUACAAGUUUGCUCUUUUCCCCUUUACGGAUUUUCUCCUCCUGGUCCAAGUUCAAGUCUUUGAGAGAAGUGGAGCAAACAAGAGGCAAAAGCAGCAAAAACAGUGUCUGAUCAUCGUCUGAUCGAGGCCCUAACUUUGAGAGAACGAAAACAGACAAAGACCGAACCAUGGCGGCAGUAGGCAAGUUCGUGUUUGUCAACUACACCGGCGAACCAGAUGUCGAGGCCAAGCAAUCUCUGCCAACCGUGAGACAGCAUGUUAUGCAUGACUUUUUCCGGCGGCAAAGGGAGGCAGAUAACGGCGUUUCUCCAGAAGAGGUUCCUGUGCUAGAGGUUUCAGCUGCAAAGACGAAGGACACUCGCCGGCGAAAUACCAACACUCGUCAGGCUGCGUCUCAGCCGCGCCUCAAGCGCCCUUCCGUAAAAAGAGCAUCACGAGCUCGCAAGGAUCAACCUCAACUACAUCGCCAGUCAUCUUCCUCGUCGACUGAAUUGAUAUUUCUUCAAGAGUUUCCUGAAGGAAGUCCAGUAUCAUCCGGCAGGACUCCACCUCUCGACGAUUCUGACUCGUCCCCGCUUGGUCUCACAGACACGAAUAGCUAUACCGAUUCGUCAUCACCAUUCUUCUCAGCUGCACAUUCUAACCCUUCCCCGGACGUAUUUGACGUGGUCUCACCACAAUCCACUGCCCUCGUUCAGAUUAACUCGCAAGCAUCUCCUGUGUUUUUCCAAUCAGACCAGUCUGCGCUGUUACAAGCGCCGAAUCCCUUCCUCCAGAGUCCGGCUGUUCAUCGUUGGGAUCCAUUUAACACACUCCCACUAAACGGACUAGCCGUAGAUCAACUGGCGAGUUGGCACUUCCACCGACCCAUUAAUAGGAACAAUAUCUGGGAGAGCAAGGUUCUUUGGCUUGACAAAGUCGACAGUCAUUUCAGAAGGGGUCUCUGGAGCAUCGCGCUUACAAGUACACCGCUAUUCCACGUCCUUCUCUGCAUUGCAGAGAUGAAACGCAGUGUUACGACCGGUGAUCGCAACCAGAUCAGUUACUUUGAGCACAAGAUUGCUGCCAUGCGUGCGGUCUCUCAAGGUGUUUCGAGACUGUCGAGUCUUCCUCAAUUCACAGGCAUGAAUGGCAUGUCAUUACCGACGGACGACACUUCUGGCUUGGAAGAAACAUCAUCAGACACCUUUGUGAUGUUGGUGGCCAUCCAAGUGAAUCUGGCCCUGGGCGAUAAGGAGUACGAUGCCGCAAAGACACAUAUGCGAUGUGUGACCGACUUGGUAAACAAAGCCGGAGGCCUUCAAUCGUUUGCGUUCACGCAAUGGCGCCACACGAUCUGGAACGAUCUAAAGCUAGCCUCGGCGCUUUUGGAACGACCAAUGCUUGAAUACGGCCUCCGUAUGGAAUCCGCAAACGCCACUUUCCCCUCUGAAGUCAACAGCGAAGCCCACCGCCUAUCGUUGGAAACGGUUCGCAUGAUUCCAACAUCGGAAACGUUGACAUCAGCCAUGGCUUAUGAUAUGUUCAACCGUCUUCAUCAACUCUGCCUCGCGUUCGACACUACCCUGAGCCAAGAAUCCCACUUCCUCGCCGUCGAGAACACUUUCUAUACUCUUGUGUACCAGCUGUGCAACUUGAUCGCAGACAGCCAAACACAAACCGAAUGCAGUGACACAGACAUGUUGGUCCUGGGUGCCCAACUCAGUACCUGGAUGUGCAUGCCUUCCUUGGUAAACAUGCGCGCCCUUUUCAACACAGUCAUCAACACCAUCCAAUCAAAACUAGUAUACCGCAUCUGGAACGGCCUCAAGCCAGACCUCAUCAUCCAAUGGGAAGCUGCCGCAAAACUCGACUCGCUUCUCUGGAUCCUAUUCCAAGCUUCAUCUGCAGCCAUCAGUGUCUGCUCGUCAGGCGAGACCUGGAUGCCGACGUACAUGCUGGAGUCUCUGCUCACCACAACCAAGCAAGUGGCGAUGCGAUUACAGAUCCACAGCAUGGCACAUUUCGAAAAGACGUUGAGGAAUUUCCCUUACAGCGAGAAUGUGUUUGGUGAUGACUGUAGGAUGAUGUGGAGGCAGAUGGGCUUGGAUGAUGUUGUUGCUAUCGAGGGAAUGGUAUCACCUGCUUCGAUGAUCAUGGAACAGGUGUAGACACUUUCUGUUGUUGAGCAUUGGGAGAAUGGCAGUAGAGGUUAUCCCUCCUGCCCAAGGAGUUUCUUCGUUUUACUUUUUCUUCUUCUUCUUCCUUCUUCUAUUCUUCUGACGCUUAUGAGACGUCUUUUGUACAGCUCAUGCUGUCUUUUGCAUCUUAUGUUCUCACGGCCUUUUGUAUCCUUUGCAACGCACUUUCCCCAAUCAGUAAUCCUUCAUAUAUCUUCAUAUUCUCAUAUUUUCUACCUCCUUCAUCACGUGUAUCCUAGCCUGCUUACUAAAGUCUUGUGUGUCCAUGCAAG